CCCAACACCGUCAAGUCCGCCUCGCGCAGGCCCAGUGAGCUGGCAGGUCCCUAUAAGUGCUCAGGCAGCUUUUGUCGCAGACGCCGUGCCGCUCGACACGACGUUGACCCCCGCGUCCACCAGCUGUUUUCGCUGUACUCUAUCUUCUUCUUUCUCCAAGACUCGACAUUCGGCAGGUCCGAUUGCUGUCUCCUUUUCAACCAGUCCAGUCCUUUCGCCAGCCCGUCAUUCCCGCCUCUGCAGACGCGCCGGUUCCGUAGUCCCAGAGAUCUUUCUUCACUCUCGUAACGUCGUGCUCUGCACUCCCUUUUAUCUCCCUUCUCCUACGCCCAUACCCACGCCAUGCCCCGCCGCCAAGCACCGAGUCCCCUUCGCCUCGUGCAGGGCCCGCUUCCGAAACGUGGCCAGCCAAAGCAUACCCUCCCGUCGCUCCCACGCCCUGCCCUCCACCCACCGUCUCGAGCCUCCCAAGGUCCCGUCCCUCGCAAGCGUGCACAGUCUUACACCUCCGAGGUCAACCAGGCCGAAGACAUUGGGGCACGCGCGCCCGCGGUACAGCUAGUCAACGGGCUGCCUACCGGCGCAGUCUCCCCGACCACGUCGUCGUGGUCCUUCAACGGCGAAAGCAGAGGCCGGGGACAUUCCCGGCAGAGCUCCACGUCUAGCUCCAGCUCGAACUCGAGCUUCAGCUCGCGGUCGAGCAGGGAUAGCUCGAGGAGGUCCUCUCUUGAUGAGGAAAAUCCCGAUGCGAUUUAUGGCCCUUGGGUGAAACAUGCGAAAGGCUUCGCGUUGCCAUUCGACCCGAAUACGUUGAUCAUGCCUCCAAGACCAGUGGCGAUCAAUCCCGUGCCGGUGUGGUGAGCGUGCUAUAUAAUAGGAGUUGUCGAGACUUAGGGGUGGGUUGUGGGCGAUUGCGGUGAUCCGAUUGGACUCGGUUGGGGUGCCCAUGUUGACCAUGUGUAUCCUACUCUUUCGUCUAUUCAUGAAUGAAGGCAGUGUGACGCUAA
Rhodofomes roseus is the source of this 1007-nucleotide messenger RNA. RefSeq lists its product as uncharacterized. The transcript is spliced from 3 exons. The record is from RefSeq and is a predicted model, not a curated record. The coding region runs from base 343 to 861 and encodes 172 amino acids. Lineage: Eukaryota; Fungi; Basidiomycota; Agaricomycetes; Polyporales; Fomitopsidaceae.